Molecule: messenger RNA, 1173 nt
Organism: Anopheles maculipalpis
Lineage: Eukaryota; Metazoa; Arthropoda; Insecta; Diptera; Culicidae
Exons: 1
Coding region: 1-1173 (390 amino acids)
Source: RefSeq, a predicted model, not a curated record
AUGAAGAAGACAGCGACGGUCCUCAGCUCUUCUGCGAAUGCGUGCGAGGACGAAGAAGAUAGCACUGACGAAGUGGAGAUCGUUCUUCCGACGUCUGUCCGUAUUAUAGAAUCAAAUCGAUCGAUUUUGCGCAAUCCAUUGCCACUGUUGCAAGAGCUGCAACGUAAUGGACAACUGCAGGAACUCACGAUCAUCGAGCAACGCCGUACACUGCCAGUUCAAGAGGGAGCAAAUGGACAUCAACAAAAUGGUGAACAAUUAAAGCAUGUUUCAUUAGCUGCAUCCUCAUCAAGUACCGGACAAAAAACGGACCACAUAUCGAAUGGUGACAGUGUACCGACACAAAACAGUAACGUCGCUCUAACAGAACUAUUGCAGAGCAAAUCCGUUUUCCACCACCAGCCACUUAGCAAUGGUACCACCACCACAAGCCGCGACACCGAUAAACAUCCCGUAGCUGGACCAAAGGCUACGAAGCGGCGUACACGCCGAACCAUGUUGCCAACCGAUCCAAAGAAAGCACUCACGGAAAUGUCCGUCCGCGGGCUGAACUUGUUCCGCUACGCAACGGUCAAUGAUGGUAUGUAUCAGUGUCUGGAAUGCGUCAAGCAAGGGAUCACGAAAACGUUCAAAAACAAGUACAGCUUCCAGCGACACGCGUUCCUAUACCACGAAGGCAAACAGCGCAAAGUAUUUCCAUGUCUGGUGUGCAACAAAGAAUUUUGCCGCCCAGAUAAAAUGAAGAACCAUUUACGCUUGGUGCACGAGUCGUUCGAAGCGAAGAUGGAAGCUCCAUUACCCAGUCCGAACAUGCUUGCUGGGCAGCAGAUAGUGGUGAGCCCGUUGCAUGUGCAUCCAGCUAAGCCGCAGAUCCAUCAGCAACAUUAUCAUCAUCAGUAUGAAGCAGAAAUUGCAAACCCGAACCAACUGCACGAGGAGCAGUUACGCCGGCGUCAGCAAGAACAGAAUGUGCUAAAGAUUCGCAGCGUUGUGAAUGCAAUCAACCUACGGCAACUGCAGCAACUGCAACACCAUGCUCAGGAGUUACGAAUGCGCCAGACGCUUCAGGAGCAGAAUGCAACAAAACCAGCCAUAGCCGCCAGGCAAGUGGUGGAACCAUCCGUAUCGGUUCCGGCACAGCUUAUGCAUUUGAACGGUAUUGGAAGCCAGUAA